Styela clava is the source of this 2079-nucleotide messenger RNA. The record is from RefSeq and is a predicted model, not a curated record. Lineage: Eukaryota; Metazoa; Chordata; Ascidiacea; Stolidobranchia; Styelidae.
AUUUGCGCUGCGCAUUUGGGUUUUGAAAAACAUAACUCGACAAUCAAAUCAAUGGACAUGUUGGCAUUUGAGUUCGAGUUAUGAUUUUACAUUUUUGCUUUGUAAAAUGGAUGUAGACUUUUAACAAAGGAGUAAAAAAAUUGGGAGUGGGUCUUUAUGGUAGUAUUAUAUUAACUGAAUAUGAAAAUCUUUAUACGGCCAUAAUUUGCAAAAUGUGAAGGAUAUUCAAUGGUCGGCAAUGAGAGAUUAAAAUUAUUUAAUCGUUCAUACUACAUGAUCGCUGGAAAUCACUGGGUUUCAGACAUUUUUAGCCAUUAGAAAUUAGAAUCGGUGUAUUAGAUUACUCUAAUUUUUUGAUAGUCAAAUAUGACUGUUGUUUAUCUGUGUGAAAAUCAUCGUUUAUAUUUCAGCUUUUUGGUAUCUAUGUAGAAUCAAUACACUAAUUUUUGAUAUUGGGGUAUGGGAUUUUCAGUGCACAUGGUCGUAUAUUCGAGCUUUCGCAUGUAUUUUCGGAGAUAAAGAUUACUGAUUUUUAAGAAGUUGUUUAUGUUGGUGUUUACAGAAUGUUUGAUAGUAUGUUUAUUAUUGUUGCGGAAUAGUGCGUCUUUAUAAUCGGAAUGAAGGUAUUUUGUCGUUUUAAUUUCAUCUUAAUGGGUACGAGUUAUAUUGUUGGAUUUUUUUUUUCAGGGUUUAUAAUCGUAUGUUUAUAUCUUGAUAUAUUUGCACAGAGAUAAUAGGAAUUGGUGGAUUUUUGAUGUUUCUUACCGUGGUGUUUACAUGGAGAUUUGCUGCUUUAAAAUAAAAUGCUGACCUUGAAAAACAUAUUGUGUAUUUCACUUUUGAUGCUUGUUAUAAGCAUUGAGAUUAACCUGGCAAAAGAAUGUAAAAUUCCAGAGAACAAUGAGGACAUUGACUGGGAUAAGGUUAAGAAUGACUGGUAUCUGGUGCUACACACCAACGAUGAGGUCAUGAAUGAAGAUGUUAUAGGUGCAAAACUACAGAACUUCUCCAAUACAAAUGAAGGAAUGCAAAUGGUGGUUACUAAUUUACAUGAGAAUUCUCCUCCCCAAAUCUUUACAAUUGAUCGGACCAAACGAAUUGACGGCGUUUAUUAUGGGAUGAAGAGCGAAAAACCAGCUGUUUUGGCUUCACACACUCUAACACAAGACGGAGGAACAAAUAAUAAUGCUAAAAAAAUAGAUGAUGCCUUGUUCAAUGGUGAUAUUCUGGUUCUAUACGACAAAAAGAAUUAUUUAGUCCAUGCAUUCUGCAGUCUUUCAGGUGAAUGGGUUGUCUGGUCGGCAUUUCCAACCCUAAAUCCAACUAUUCAUCAAAUUAGUUCAAUGUGGAACAAGCUCAUUGAGAAAGGAAUCAUUGUACAACUUUAUCCUUCUAAAAUUGUUGAACAUCCGGAGUUGAUGGAAAGUUUGAACUGACGAGAUUUUUCAAUAUUGAGUUAUAACCCUGAACAGAAAUUCAUUUAAUGGGAAUUAUAACACUGCAGUAUACUAUUUAGUACAACUACUAUAUUCUAGAAUAAAUAAGAAAACUACAGGAGUCAUUUUUUAUGCAAUUUUAGGCGUUAUGCCGUGGCUUUCUCAGUUUCAUUGUUAUCGUAAAUCGUAAUUAUGUUGUGCUAUAUUUAAGUUGCAAAUUAUACAAUGAAGACAUGAUGCAAAUGUUUUAACACUCUAAAUGCAAUUCUAAACUAGAGGAAUUCAUCUUUAUCUUCCACAAUUUGAUGAGAUAAGAUAAAAAGAUUAAUUCAUGAUUAAUAAAUUUGAUCGAAAACUACCGUACACUCUAAAUGAAAAAAAGUGGGAAUUCCCACCGAAAUAUUUGGUUCACAAGGUUUUCUACUUCUUCCACCCUUUGGGUAGGUGUUUAACAUUUCCACCCUAACAACCCCACCCAAAUCGAUAAGAAGAUCAACCUUCUUGCAAGCCUGGAAACGUACUAUAACCACCCAAAGGAAGCAUGAAACCACGACAGGUUUUCAAGAUUUAAACAAUUUAUUAAAACAGUAAAUAUUCGGCCAAAUUAGGUCGCAAAUAAAUACAGUCGUAAUGAGAAAGUCAA